This is a messenger RNA of Aspergillus japonicus CBS 114.51, 1059 nucleotides long. RefSeq names its product BTB/POZ domain-containing protein. The transcript has 5 exons. The coding region runs from base 1 to 1059 and encodes 352 amino acids. The record is from RefSeq and is a predicted model, not a curated record. Lineage: Eukaryota; Fungi; Ascomycota; Eurotiomycetes; Eurotiales; Aspergillaceae. Gene Ontology annotation, molecular function: protein binding.
AUGGAUAAAGAACUGAAGUGUUUACUCUGCAAUAAUUCUAUAACGUGGCUAGGACCACCACAAUUUCUAAACCGGGAAUCAUACUCCUCAACCAAUAGAAACAGAACACGUAUUGGAUGCUCUUUGGUUUCGUCGGGUAGUGAUAUAAUGGGGCGCAAAAAGAAUAAUAAGCGCUAUAGUUCAAGCUCGCCGCCACCUUGGAGAGAAGCUUCACAGUCUGAUUAUCUAGAAAAUUAUUCUUCACCUCCCGCACGCAGAACCUCACCCUCACCUCAAUUAGCUGACGAAAAGAUGCCAGGGACAGAGAUAGCAUACAUCGACCUUUUGGACUCGGAUUUCGUGUCCCUUCGAGUUCGUCAGACGGGACGAUCAUUCAGAAUCCAUCGGAAACUGCUUCAAUCAAAGUCUAGGCCACUAAUUGCAGCUUUGGAUAGUACGCUCAAAGAAGGACAGGACUCCCUGUACGAAUUUGAAGAUGUAAAAGAGGGAACAGUGGGUCGGUUUAUUGAAUGGGCAUAUCGAGGGGAUUAUCCUACUUCGAUCACCCUUUUGGAGCCUCUUCCGACCCCAUUUAUCCCGGACAAGGUCGACACAGACAUCGAGGAUAAGCCUGGAACAAAAAGUCUAGAAACGGACUUUACCUCGGAGAAUCAUCCUCUCCUCGUCCACGUUCGGCUUUACAUAUUCUCACAUAUUUAUAUUAUUCCUGAACUUCAAAAAUUAGCCUACGAAAAGGCGACCGCCUGUUUCGCGGACCUGGACAAACCGGAUGGACUCGACAAGCAACUUGCAGUGAUUGAUGCUUUACGACUUUCUUUUUCCAGGCUCUCUCAUAAUGAUACUUUGUUGGACUGGCUGGCUCAGUAUGCCGCUUACAGUGUGGACAAAUUGCGGCUACAGGGUUCUUUUCAUGAUCUUCUGAAAGAUUUUCCCGCUUUGAGCUCCCGUAUGAUGAUUUCGCUGAGUCCAGCACAGUCUCCGCCAUGGCGGAGUACACAGCAAAAGCACCAGUUCACGCAAUAUUCUGCUAGAUGGACGGGUGAUAAUUAUGAUCUUUGA